CAACGCGCCAAUUCACGGGCAUAGACAGACACCCUGUGCUGCUCCAUCGUCGCAAACAAGUCAGGGAAUCGCAUCGAGACAGAGGCACCCGUAUGACCAACUGAGAGAGAGCUGUUGAGACCGGUGCCAUCACAAUCACAAUCAAUCACAAUCACAGUCACGAUGCCGACGUUCCAGAACAAGACAUUCCGCUCGUCGGCCGACACUGGCAAGAUCGGCAUGCGAUACCGAGCCCUCAUAGGCAAACAUCCGUUCCUCACCUUUGGGCUGCCCUUUAUCGCCGUCAUUGUGGCUGGAUCGUUUGUCCUCACUCCGGCCACGGCGAUUCGAUAUGAGAAGCACGAUCGCAAGGUGCGGCAGCUGACCAAGGACGAGGAGCUGAAUGUAAGGAGGGCGGCACGGAAAGUGGACAUGAAGGAGGAAUACUAUAGACUUGCCGGGAGGGAUCUGGACAAUUGGGAGCAGAAGCGGGUUGAGAGGCUGCCUGGAGAGAGUGACGGAAUCCUGUAAGAGCCGAGACAGGCCAAUUGCGUGAUAUUCCAGAGCAAGACAUGGGAUGCGAGGGACAUGCCGUGCAACACCAUUGCCGGCCGCAACACGAAAAUCGAAAUUACUUGUACUGCCACGUCGGGAGAAAAAAGAAAAAAAGAAAAAAAGAAAAACAACUCGAAAACAAGCAAAUAAACAAUAGUGGGAGGCUUGUCGAUUGAUUGGAUACCGAGGGCCUGGAGCCGGCUCAG
This is a messenger RNA of Trichoderma virens Gv29-8, 740 nucleotides long. RefSeq lists its product as uncharacterized. Gene Ontology annotation, biological process: mitochondrial respiratory chain complex IV assembly. The transcript has 2 exons. The coding region runs from base 163 to 510 and encodes 115 amino acids. The record is from RefSeq and is a predicted model, not a curated record. Gene Ontology annotation, cellular component: mitochondrial inner membrane. NCBI's taxonomy places the organism in Eukaryota, Fungi, Ascomycota, Sordariomycetes, Hypocreales, Hypocreaceae.